Messenger RNA from Mytilinidion resinicola, 816 nucleotides. RefSeq names its product TIP41-domain-containing protein. NCBI's taxonomy places the organism in Eukaryota, Fungi, Ascomycota, Dothideomycetes, Mytilinidiales, Mytilinidiaceae. Gene Ontology annotation, cellular component: cytosol. Gene Ontology annotation, biological process: TOR signaling. The record is from RefSeq and is a predicted model, not a curated record. The transcript is spliced from 2 exons. The coding region runs from base 1 to 816 and encodes 271 amino acids.
AUGGCGACAGGCCUCAAUGGCUUCCCUGUGGAUACCCACCUUCCCGGCCACGAGGGUACGUCCAUCACGCGGCAUGGCUUCAGAAUCACCACGCGCAAGCUACCCAUCCUCAAGGCCGGCCCAAUCGAAGAGAUGAGCAAGAAGCUCGGCAUCACACCUCCCGAAAUGAUCUUCGGGGACAAUCUCGUCACUGUGGAAUACAAGGAGAGCGGUUGGAAGAUUGAGUUCAACGCGUUUGAUGCGCUAGAUCGCGUGGAUAAGACUGGAGAAGCUAUGCUAAAGGUGUCGUAUUCAAAGGAGUGGCAGCAGAACCGAUCCAAACAAUUCGAGGAUAUCAAGGAAGUUGUCAAACCAUUCGACUGGUCCUACAGCACAGACUACAAAGGCACCACGCCCGUACCCAACCCCUCGUUCGAGCCUACGACAACGCCCAUCCCACUACAUCUACUAAAGCGUCCUGACCCAAUCCUUUUCUUUGACGACGUGAUGCUUUACGAAGACGAAUUGGCGGACAACGGCAUCGCCAUGCUGUCAGUGAAGGCCCGUGUCAUGCCUGAACGAAUGCUGCUACUCUGUCGAUUCUUCAUGCGGCUGGACGAUGUCCUCUUCCGAAUCAGGGAUACGCGAGUGUAUGUUGAGUUUGCUACUGGCGAAGUGAUACGGGAAUACACCGCGCGAGAGGAGAAGGUUGAGGCAGUCAGAGAGGCGCUCGCAAGGACGAGAGAUGAUGUUCCAGCACAGAUGAGAGACCCCAACAAACUCGCGGAGUUACUGUCGAUAGUUGAUAAGAGUUUGGAGAGACUCGUGGUAAAGUGA